GAAAACCAAAGGAGUAUCACAUGCAUAUCCUCUGGUUUCACCCAAAACCAAUGGUCGAGAUCGAACCUCAAAACCACAAUCCAACGGCUCUAACGACAACCGCGUUCACGAAGCCAACCCAUGAAUCCUUCAUAUCCCUUUUAACAAACAAACAUAAAUCCUCUCCUUAGACCCUAACCGUGUCUCUCUCUUUCUCUUCCCAAACAAACCAAAAAAAACUCAGAUUCAUAUUUCUCUCUUUCUGAAAACUCAGAUUCAUUUCAUUUUCCUCUUAAUUCCAUAUUUAUCAUUUCCUUUCCGUUUAUAGAGAGGAAAGAUAUAACCAUAUUUCUGGUUUAUAUAAUAUAAUAUAUAAUAAUUGUAGAAUAUAUACAUAAUUAUUUUUUUCUUUUUUAAGAUAACAAGAUAAGAUGCAAUCCAACGGUUCUGAUUCGCAGCAGCAGAACCAGCCACAGCAGGAGCAGAACCAACGGCAGCAACAACCGCCGCCACCACCACCGCCACCUCAGCAGCAGCAGCAGCAGUGGAUGACGAUGCAGUAUCCAGCGGCUGCGAUGGUAAUGCAGCACCAGAUGAUACCACCCCAGCAUUAUGCGCCGCCACCGCCCCAGCACUACAUGGCUGCCUACCACCAGUACCAUCACCACCACCCGCACCUACAACACACCCCUCAACAACAUCAUCAUCAAAACCAAGGAUCUAGCGAGAAUAAAACGGUUUGGAUCGGUGAUUUACAUCAUUGGAUGGAUGAAAAUUACCUCCACACCUGUUUUGCUUCCACCGGCGAGAUCGCUUCACUUAAGGUUAUUCGCAAUAAGCAGACUGGUUUAUCCGAGGGCUACGGAUUUGUGGAAUUUUUUACACACGCAACAGCUGAGAAAGUUUUACAGAACUAUAGUGGAAUUUUGAUGCCUAAUACUGAACAGCCCUUCCGUCUCAACUGGGCAACAUUUAGCACUGGUGACAAGCGAUCUGAUAAUGCACCUGAUCUUUCUAUAUUUGUAGGAGAUUUAGCUGCAGAUGUUACUGACAGUAUAUUGCAUGAAACUUUCGCUAGUAGAUAUCCAUCUGUUAAAGCUGCAAAAGUUGUAUUUGAUGCCAAUACUGGCCGUUCAAAAGGUUAUGGUUUUGUGAGGUUUGCAGAUGAUAGUGAAAGAACACAGGCUAUGACAGAAAUGAAUGGUGUAUAUUGUUCAAGCAGGCCGAUGCGAAUUGGUGCUGCAACUCCCAGGAAGUCUUCUGGAUAUCAACAACAAGGUGGAUAUGCAUCAAAUGGUGCAACUGGCCAAGGGUUCCAAUCUGAUGGCGAUUCCACUAACACAACAAUAUUUGUUGGAGGACUUGACCCUAAUGUCACUGAUGAAGAUCUCAAGCAACCUUUUUCUCAAUAUGGUGAGAUAGUCUCCGUUAAAAUUCCACUUGGUAAAGGAUGUGGGUUUGUACAAUUUGCCAACAGGAGUAAUGCUGAAGAGGCAUUGCAGAAAUUGAAUGGCACAGUAAUUGGCAAGCAAACAGUGCGUCUUUCUUGGGGUCGGAAUCCAGCAAAUAAGCAGUUUCGAGCAGAUUUUGGCAACCAAUGGAGCGGAGCAUACUAUGGAGGGCAGGUUUAUGAUGGGUAUGGAUAUGCUCUGCCACCACCCCAUGAUCCAAGCAUGUAUGCUGCUGCAGCUGCAGCAUAUGGGGCUUACCCCGUGUAUGGUAGCCACCAACAGCAAGUAAGCUGAAAGAAUUGCAACAGCAAAACACGUAGUAGCUCUAGCAAAUCUGAAUUUGUCACGCUAGAAGAGGCAAACCUAUCUCACUUUUUCCUAGUUCUAUUGGUUCUGUAGAAUUCUUAUAAAUCCCUCCAAUUUGUGGAGUGGAACCGAAUUUUGAUGACCUGAGGUAGUUUUCUAGGGAUUUAAUUAAUCAUUCGUUUAGAAUUACAGUAGCUGAGAUAGAACUUAUUUAUUGGAAUGCAUGAAUUUGUGAAUGUGUGGCAGUGCUUCAUGAAUAAAACAUGUGCUCUACUAUAUGUUGCA
Molecule: messenger RNA, 2021 nt
Organism: Jatropha curcas
Lineage: Eukaryota; Viridiplantae; Streptophyta; Magnoliopsida; Malpighiales; Euphorbiaceae
Product: polyadenylate-binding protein RBP47
Cellular component (GO): cytosol
Molecular function (GO): mRNA binding
Source: RefSeq, a predicted model, not a curated record